UAUUUGCUGUUCCAAUACGAUUUCAUUCAUUCUUAUGGGUGUGUGAUUAUCUUUUAUUAUUAUCUUUGGAUUGUUUAUUGCGUUUGCAUUGCUUGUGUAUGUGUGCAAAAAAUUUGUUAAUUUUCUGGAUUCACAACAAAAAUUUUCUCAGAAAUUAACCAUUUUUUUUGUUUUUCAAUUCAAAAAUAAUCAUGUUGUUCAAUCGUUUGAUUAUAUUAUUUUUAUUAUUCGUAUUGGCAAUUAUUGUUGAUGGUAAUAAUGAUAAACAGAAUCCAACCACAAUCAAACAAUCUACUACGACCACUACUAAUAACAACAAUAGUUCGGAUGUUUGUAGUCAAUUAUGUUCAUGUAUAGAUUAUGAUACGGGUGUUAAUGGUCAUCCGAAUAAAUUUGUUGAUUGUUCACAUCGUCGUUUAACAAAAGUACCAAUAGCCAAAACAAUACCAGUGAAUAUACAACAUUUAGAUUUAUCGAUGAAUAAUUUGACCGUUGUAGAAAAAUUUGAAAAAUUUGAAAAACUUAAUCGAUUAUCAUUGGCCAUCAAUGGUUUACAUCAAAUUGAUAAUUUUGCUUUCGAACAAUUACCUAAACUUGAAAAUCUUGAUCUUAGUUAUAAUGAACUAGCAGAAAUACCUGCAACAUUAUUUGAAGGACUUGAUGAAUUACAAUCGUUAAAUUUGUCGAAUAAUCUUCUUAAAUAUUUACCAAAAGAAUUAUUCAAAUCGAAUGGUUAUCUACAUGAAUUGAAUCUGGCUCAUAAUCGAAUCAAUUUUAUACAACCAGAUUUAUUUUCCCCACUAAGUGAAUUGCAAAUAUUAAGUCUAGCAAAUAAUCAUUUUUAUUCAAUUGCUUCCGGUUUGUUUCAUCGAUUAGAAAAGCUAGAAAUUCUUGAUCUUUCAGGAAACAAUCUACAUUCUGUUCCAACUAAUGCAUUAUAUUUGUUAAAACGAUUACAAUUUAUCGAUUUAAGUGAAAAUCCAAUUCAUACAUUGAAUGCAGCAUCAUUCAAUCAACUAACAUCAUUACGAGAAAUAACGUUGAAUAAAAUGCCCGAUUUAGUUCGUAUUGAAAAACGAACAUUUUCAACAUUGAAAAAUCUUGAACGUUUAAACAUUGAAGAUAAUCCACAUUUGUCGACUAUCGAUGAAAAUGCUUUUAUGGGAAUGUUUAAUCGUCAAUCGAUUACGAUCAAAUAUGUUAGUCUAAGACGUAAUGUGUUAAGUCGACUUUCAGAAAAGACACUACCAUUUUGUAACCUAACACAAUUGGAUUUACGUCAGAAUCCUUGGAAUUGUGAUUGUAAUAUUCGAUGGAUGCACUAUUGUCAUGGAUCGACCGAAUUUGAAAAAGAUAUCAAAUGUUCACAUCCGGAACCAUAUUCAGGACAAGAAUUAGUAGCGAUUGAACCGAAAAAUUUUCGCUGUAAAAAUAAUCAAUAUAAUGAAACACGUUAUCUAUUCUUUUUGUCAUUAUUCUUUAUGACUGGCCUGUUCAUAUCGAUCAUUAUGUUGAUAUUUCGUGAGAAAAUAAUUCAAUUAUAUGGAAAACGUCAUCGUACUAAUGAAGGAUCGAUCUAUUAUGUUCGUGCACAAUCUGAACAAUUAGAAUAAUACUACUGUGUUAUCUAUCUUUUUUUUUCUUUUUUUCUUUUCGAUAAAUUCUUUAUCCAUAUCCUUUAUCCGUUGAAAUUAUUAAUAAAAAUUUGAUAAUUAUGAUAAAUGAA
Dermatophagoides pteronyssinus (European house dust mite) is the source of this 1726-nucleotide messenger RNA. RefSeq lists its product as uncharacterized. Lineage: Eukaryota; Metazoa; Arthropoda; Arachnida; Sarcoptiformes; Pyroglyphidae. Gene Ontology annotation, molecular function: protein binding. The record is from RefSeq and is a predicted model, not a curated record.